Molecule: messenger RNA, 543 nt
Organism: Salvia hispanica
Lineage: Eukaryota; Viridiplantae; Streptophyta; Magnoliopsida; Lamiales; Lamiaceae
Source: RefSeq, a predicted model, not a curated record
AUGAGUGAUGCGAGUGGCAGCGGCGUGGGUGGUAGUGGUGGUGGUAGUGGUGGGGAUGCUGAGGAAGAGUUCAACCGGCGAUUUAACGAAGAGUUGGCGGCCUAUACGCCCCGUGAGAUAAAUCGGCCGAUACAAAGGGCCUUGCAGCCGCAACAGUCGGCGGUACCUCGACCCAUUGUCCACUGCCGAAAUGUGGUUGAUCGGGAUCACAUCGCUGCACAUCAGCGGCUAUAUGACGACUACUUCGCUCCGGAGUCGCAGUUUGGGGCCAACCAUUUCAGGCGGCGUUUUAGGAUGAGUAGGCCACUGCUCCUGCGUAUCGUUGACGCUUUAGAGCGUCGAUAUCUGUGUUUCCGGUUCAGGUACGAUGCGGCUGGCAGACCCGGCCACACACUUAUACAGAAGUGCACUGCGGCAAUCAGGCAGUUGGCCUACGGAGGCUCGGCAGACAUGUGGGACGAGUACCUUCACAUCGGUGAGACGACUGCCCUGGAUUGUCUGAAGUUUUUCUGUCAAGGCGUCAUUGAAAUAUUCCGUGACUAG